AGAGUGUGUGAGCUAGGGAGAGCGCGAGCGGAGCGGCCGGGGCUGGGCGCGCGCGGUCGGGCUUCCUGCAGCCUCUGGCUCCCGCUCCGUCCGCUCGAGCGCCAGGCGCCGGGGCUCGCGCCCUUCUCGUGAGGCCCCGAGGCAGCGGCGAGCCAGGAGCGCGCGUGUGUGGGCCGGGGAGGCAUCGCGGGGCGGCCGCCGAGGAGAUGCCCGAGUUCCUGGAGGACCCGUCGGUGCUGACGAAAGAGCGGCUCAAGAGCGAGCUGCUCGCCAACAAUGUGACGCUGCCGGCGGGCGAGCAGCGCAAGGACGUCUACGUGCAGCUCUACCUGCAGCACCUCACGGCGCGCAACCGGCCCCCGCCGCCGGCCGCGCAGCCCCCGCCGCCGGCCGCGGCCGCCAACAGUCGCGCGCCCCCGGACUUCUCCAGCGACGACGAGCGCGAGCCCACGCCGGUGCUGAGCGCCGCGGGCCGCGGGCGAGGAGGAGCCGGCGCCGCUGCGGGCAGGAAAGCCACAAAGAAAACUGACAAACCCAGGUCAGAAGAGAAUGAUGAUUUUGAUGUAACUGAACUCACAAAUGAAGAGCUGUUGUCUCAACUCGUGAAAUAUGGAGUGAAUCCUGGCCCUAUUGUGGGAACUACCAGGAAGCUAUAUGAGAAAAAACUGCUAAAACUGAGAGAACAUGGUCCAGAAUCAAGAUCUUCAACACCUCUGCCAGCUGUUUCUUCAACAGCAGAAAAUGCUAGACAGAAUGGAAAUGACGACUCUGAUAGAUACAGUGACACUGAAGAAGAGCUCAAGCUUGAGAAGAGAGAGCCAUUGAAAGGCAAGACGAAGACUCCAGUAACACUGAAGCAAAGAAGAGUUGAGCAUAAUCAGAGUUAUUCUCAAGCUGGACUUACUGAGACUCUCUGGACAAGUGGAUCUUCAAAAAGCGGACACCUGCAGGGAUUAACUAGGGAGCCUACAAGAGGGUCGAGAAGAACUCCAAGGAAAAGGGUGGAAACUGCAGAACAGUUGCGUGUAGAUGGUGCAGUAAUUUCAGAGAGUCUUCCUAUAGCUGAAACUAUAAUGGCUUCAAGCAACGAGACAUUAGUUGUCAAUAGGGUGACUGGAAAUUUCAAGCACGCAGCUCCUAUUCUGCCAAUCCCUGAAUUCUCAGACAUACCCAGAAGAACACCAAAGAAACCAUUGCCGAGAGCUGAAGUGGGAGAAAUAACAUUAACAGAAGAAAGAAGAGUUGAAAGAGAUAUUCUUAAAGAAAUGUUUCCCUUUGAAGCAGCUACACCAACAGGAAUUAGUGCUAGUUGUCGCAGACCUAUCAAAGGGGCUGCUGGCAGGCCAUUAGAACUUGGUGACUUCAGGAUGGAGGGAACCUUUUCGUCAAAAUAUGUCCCCAAAUAUGUUCCCUUGGCUGAUGAGAAGACAGAAAAGACAAGAAAAGGACGCUCCAUUCCCAUGUGGAUAAAGAUUUUGCUUUUUGUUGUUGUGGCUGUUUUCUUGUUUUUGGUCUAUCAAGCUAUGGAAACCAACCAAGGAAAUCCCUUUUCUAAUUUUCUUAGUGAUGAUCAGUCCAAGGCUCUUCCGGCAAAGGCCAACUGAGUGUUAUCUCAAUGGCACACCGAACCAACUUGGUCUCCUAUUUUUUAGUAACUAUAGAAAGAACUCUUAUUGGCUGAAGAACUACUUUUUAAAAUAAUGUGAUUUCAACUUCUUAAAUUUAAUAUUGCAUUGAAAAUGAGCAAGACAGUACAAAUGGACUCCAGUUUAAAUGUUUUGGACCUUGGACUAGUAGGAGAUCACUUUGUGCCAUAUGAGUAAUCCUUUUUUUUUUAGCUCUCUGGAACUUUUUUGUAGGCUUUAUUUUUUUAAUGUGAGCAUCUUAAUUCUUUUUUGAGAAAAAUGUAUAUUUGUUUUUGUUUUGGGGAAAUAAGAAGGGCAAAACAUGAAAGAAUAAUGUGAAACUAAAUGUUUUAAAUGCUCUGAAUUCAUGCAGAAAAGAUCUUUUAAAAUUAUUUCCUCUGGACAGAAUGUUUAGAGAAGAAAUGUGAAACAUAAUCUAAUGCAGGAUAAAGGGAAAUUCAUUGGAGGUUGUGUUUUCUAUAAGUACAGCCAAGUAUUUGACAUUAUUUGAAAAAGUACAGCAAUAAUCACUUAUGUAACUUUUUAGUAAUGUUACUCUAAUCCUGUUGUAUUCGUUUUUAUAAAAGAUUUCUAGUAUCAUGAGUUCUAUUAGUAAAUUCACCGAAGAAUAGAAUCAGGUUUUACCUGAAGAUCAUUUUUUAGUGUUACAUAUACAUGUUUGAGAAACCUGUUCAUACAGCACCAUAGUUCAAAACUUAAUCCUUGUUUUUCCCAGAAACAUUUGUUUCUUAUUGAUUGCUUGCUUGAUUAAAAUACUACUAAAAUAACAGUUAGAUGAAGGGGGAGUGUGUGUGUGUGUGUGUGUGUGUGCAAAGAAUUUAGGAAAUUUAUAGCAGUAUGCUUAAGUUUCUUCCACCCAUUUGACUUAAACUGUUACAACUAGACUCGUGUCAUUAAGCAAAUUUUGCCAAUUCUUUUUUCCCUAUACAUAAUAUAAUCUAAUGUGUUUCAUAAAUUUUUUUAAAAUUUCAUUUGUUCCUUUCUUGGAUAUUCCAUCCUUUACUCUUAAAGUUCUAUACUCUUGAUGUGAAGAGGGCAUUAUAAUGUUAUGUAUUCACUCUUUGUAGUUGUCUUUUAAAAUUGAAAUUUACCUCAUAUAUAACUUGAUUAAGUAGACAGCUGAGAUUUUGGUAGAAUCAAGUGAAAUGUGUAAAAAUUAAAACUUGUGCUUUUGAAUUUGAAAUAUACAGCCAUUGGUCACAUAGCAUACUUUAUACAAAUAAGUUAUUUUAAAAUACCAUGUCUUAUAAAGACUGACGUUUCUAAUAAAAGAAUAAACUAAAGACAUAUGUUUAGAUGGGCACUAAAUUUUGGUCUGAACUCAACAAAAUCUAAUUUUUAGUUUGUAGAUAACCUGUAGGCAUUUCACUUCUUUUGUAGUCAAGACCAAGCACUCUUAAUUGUAAAGGAGCUGAAAUACCAGCUCUUAACCUAGAAAUAUUUGCUGAUUAGAAUGAAAUUAUUUCCUUCUGUUAAGUACAUCACUGCAAGAGAGAGCAUGUCCUACCUUUUCCCACCAGGACAUGACAUGAUAUUUGGUUGUAAUUUUUAGUCUUACUUUGUUCUUUAUUUUUUUCUCAUUUAGUUAUUAUGUGUUUAGCUCUUAUGUUCUUCCUUUAGAAACUGUUAAGAAGCCACGUAUGAUGUUUUAGAACCUAGUAAAAUCAACAUGACUUAAUGUUGUAUAUAACAUAUGAUCAGUUCUCUCAUAGGAAAAAUGUGGUCCAGAAUAGUUCAGGUAGGACGCAGUUAAACAUCUAGUCAACCCCCCCCCCCCAAAAUCAAACAAACAAAAAAAACAUGUACUCUGUUUCAUCUUUGUCUGUUUUAUGCCACUAGAGUAAAUGUAUCUGAGCGGUAAAUUCAAGGCAUUUCUUUCUGAUUAAAUUGUAGAAGUAAUAAUUAAUACAUUACAAUAUAAUCUGAUUAAUAAAAAAUAAAUAACCUCUAGUUUUGUCAUUGUAGUAAGUGCUUUUCAGAUAGCAUAGGCAAUUUCUUUAAAUGACCCCCAGAUAUUAGAUAUUCUUAGUUCUUACAUUAAUAUGUCACUCCACAUUUCAUUUGUAAUAUUUAAAUAAGGCAUUCAUUCAUUAGAUCAUGAAUAAGCAGUAUGUGUUGGUGAUGCUCCCAGUUAUCAUUGGAAGUACUGCCAAUCUCCACCACUGAUAUUUUUUUUUCAUCAUUUUUUCUUUUUCCUCAGUGCCUUGGACCUUUUAAUACUUCAAGCUUUCUUAAGUCCUGCUGGUGCCCCUGAAAACUAAAAUAGUUUCUGAUCUUUCCUUAGGGUUGAUGCUUUUGAAUAUUUAUCUAUCAACAACACUCCCUACGCUACAUAGUAGAAAACUGGCUUCCAAAAAUAAGUGGUGAUUUCAUCAUUAGUGUUGUUCUAAGUAUCACCUUUGCUUUGAUAUCUUUUUUUUUUUUUUGCUUUGAUAUUUUUAAUGUUUUACUUUUUCUUUCUUAGUUCCCAUUCAUAUUGCCACCAGGAGACUGGAUUGAUAGUUUUCAACAUGUGCUUUAUUUGGUUUUUCCUUUGAGGUUGAGAAAAUCUCACAGGACUUAGUCAAUAGAGUAUUUGAAAACACUGAGUCUUAACUCCUAGACAAUAAGAAUAUUCUGUCCAAAUUUGUUGUCUUUAUCCCUGAGAAAAAACUGGUCAUAGUCUGUGCAUUUGCAGGAAAAGAAAAAAGUCUGAGUUUCAGACUUGAUCUUUUCUUUAAGAAUUAUCUUUUUGGGGCAGCUAGGUGGCGCAGUGGAUAGAGCACCGGCACUGAAUUCAGGAGUACCUGAGUUCAAAUCCGGCCUCAGACAGAUGACACUUACUAGCUGUGUGA
Molecule: messenger RNA, 4480 nt
Organism: Dromiciops gliroides (monito del monte)
Lineage: Eukaryota; Metazoa; Chordata; Mammalia; Microbiotheria; Microbiotheriidae
Gene: TMPO
Product: thymopoietin
Exons: 9
Coding region: 207-1604 (465 amino acids)
Molecular function (GO): DNA binding
Source: RefSeq, a predicted model, not a curated record